Ictidomys tridecemlineatus (thirteen-lined ground squirrel) is the source of this 3555-nucleotide messenger RNA. It is a transcript of the gene Rnaseh1, whose product is annotated as ribonuclease H1. Gene Ontology annotation, molecular function: nucleic acid binding; RNA-DNA hybrid ribonuclease activity; magnesium ion binding. Lineage: Eukaryota; Metazoa; Chordata; Mammalia; Rodentia; Sciuridae. Gene Ontology annotation, biological process: DNA replication, removal of RNA primer. The record is from RefSeq and is a predicted model, not a curated record.
UCUUGCUAAGUGCUGAGACUGGCUUUGAACUUGUGAGCCUCCUGCUUAAGCCCCCUGAGCCACUGGGACUACAGGUGUGCACCACCAUGCCCGGCAUAAUUUCUUUCUUUUAAAAAAGUACUUGUACUGUUACUGGACCUAGCAGGCUAUGUUUUUAAAGGAUAGAAUGUGUUUUCCCUCCACAGCAUAUGUGUAUAUGGUGUUUUUAUUUGGAACAGAGUCAUGCAAUUUGAAUUUCUUUCAAUUUCAUGUGUUACUACGGAAAGUAUUGAAAGUUUAAGGCCUAAUAUGAGGGACAUAAGAUUUGCAACUCUGAUAUACAGGACUGAGAUAAACAGUGACUCUGAUUUAGAGCACAAGAUUAAAAAAAUAUAUUUGGGCUGGGACAUACUUAAUGGUAGAGCAUUUACUGAAGACACAUUUGUGUGUGCAUGUGUGGUGGUAAAUGGUGUGUGAACCUACCUUGAGGAAGUUGGGUUUCGAGUACUUGCAGACUUUACAGGAGAGUUAAGACUGAGCAGAGCCUAAUAAGCUCGUAUGCUCUUGAACAGUUUCAAGCUCACUGAGAUGCUUGAAUGCUAAACUCCUUUGGGAUGUGAUAACAAUUCUGGAUAGACGGGAUUCAGGGAAAGGUAGGUCAUUCUCAGACUGGAAUUUUCAAAGGGCUAGUUUCUGAGGCAGGAAGAUCCUUCCUUUGUGCAUCUGCUCAUGCUCUGUCCCCAGCAGCUUUUUAAGGAGCUCCCUGUAUGCUAGUUACUCAGAUGGAGAGAUUAGAAAGAAAGCAAGUUUGAUAGUAUGGCACAUGUCUGUCUGGUUUGAGUUUUUCAUUGCCUUUUCAUAGUUUUUCUGAACCAGUUAACAAUUAUUCACAUCUCGGUUCUUCCAGUGUACAUAUAUUCCUGUCUAUGAAUCUGCUUUCCUAAAAGCUUACAGAGACCUCAUAGUGGCUUCGGUUUAUAAAUUGAGAUUUUAGCACUUUUAAUAUUUAGGAACUAUAUCAAAUAAAAACAUUAGCCCCCUUUCUAGUUUUUUCUCUUAUCCUCAUUUUGGAAUUUUUGAUCUGUUUCUAGUUGUAUGGCUUAUAUAAGCUGAUUUACUUAGAGAAUAACACUUUUGUGAAGUAAAAAUUACCUGAUAACUAUGGUUUUUCCCAUCUUUCAAAGACUUGUCUGCUCUUUAAAAACUUUCAGUUCAACUAAACUCUGUUGUAGUAAAUAAACCCGUAUUUGUAUCAAUAUAAAAAUUCUACAAAACUGCCCUUUGAUCUGUACCUAUGUGUUUGCAUUUACUUCUGUAGAGUACCUUUGAGGUAAAUAAAGAGGCACUGAGGUGGUGGGUGGAAAUGCCCCCUUGUCUCACUCAGAUUCCCAGUUGCCUGGACAUUGGAGAGGCCUGGCAGGAAGCUGCUGGAGGCACAGGUGUGGUCUCGCAGCUGUCCAGCAGGCACCUGGUGGGUGUCAGUGCCCUGUUCCUCCACCCCUGGCCUGAGAGUUUAGAGCUGAAGGUCAAUUCUGUGGUUUUUGUUAAGGUUGCUGUAGUGGAGAUGUUAGUUAUUUUAGUUGCUCCUUCUGUAUCUCUGUUCCCACUCCAUAAAAUGAUACCGAGGGAGAGUUGCCUCAGAUCAGCGUUUUACAGAAGCCUAGAGGGUCAAGGUCGAUGUCAGCUGCCCAUGUUCUCAGCCAGUGAAAGUGGAGCUGCCCUUGAAACACUUGUUGGCUCUUGUCUUCCAGAGCAAAAAAAUACACAUGCACAAGAGUCACAGGUGAAAGUCAGCAAGCGUCUCAGAGAGCCCUUAGAUGACCAUGAAGAAGAGGUCUCAGAGCCGAGUGCGAAGUAUGUGCGAAAGAACACAGAGCCAGCCCCUGCCCUUGGCAAGGACACAUUUUCUUAUAUGGGAGACUCUGUGGUUGUCUACACCGAUGGCUGCUGCUCCAGUAAUGGGCGGAGGAGAGCACGAGCAGGAAUCGGCGUCUAUUGGGGGCCAGGCCACCCUUUAAACAUAGGCAUUAGACUCCCCGGACGACAGACAAACCAAAGAGCAGAAAUCCAUGCAGCCUGCAAAGCCAUCGAACAAGCCAAGGCUCAGAACAUCAGUAAAUUGGUUCUGUAUACGGACAGUAUGUUCACUAUAAAUGGAUCAAGGUGUGCUGGCUGCUUCUUGGAGAAUGCCCGUGGGAAACUUCCUGGAGAAGGACGUCCUAAGCUGAGAGCUUCAGGGAUCACUAACUGGGUCCAAGGCUGGAAGAAGAAUGGGUGGAAGACGUGUACGGGGAAGGAGGUGAUCAACAAGGAGGACUUCAUGCAGCUGGAGGAGCUCACCCAUGGCAUGGACAUUCAGUGGAUGCAUGUUCCUGGUCAUUCGGGAUUUGUGGGCAAUGAAGAGGCCGAUAGGCUGGCGAGAGAAGGGGCUCGGCAGUCUCAAGACUGAGUGGAGUCACUUGGGUGCUCUGGAGAAGGCAAGCGAUAGCUCUUGUUGCUGUCAUUUCCUGGUGUGGGCAUCAAGACCUCUCAGCAGGAGUGGCUGCAGGAGACAAAGCUGAGCCAGGGGGCACUGUGUCCUGUGAGCAUCUCAGUAAAAAAGCGCUCCAGGAGGAAGUGGACGUCUUUUGAGAUCUGAUGAUUCUGAGAUCUGCUGCUUACUGGGCUUAGUGUAUUUUCAUGUUUUAUUGCAGUUUGGCCCAAAGUGCUUGGGCGUUGAUUUUUAUAAGAAAUCAAUAAAACAUUGGUUAAAAGAUGCAGACAGGAACUCAGGAAGAAUUGUGGAAGAGUUCGCUGACCUUCUGAUUUUCAAGGUGGAGUCACCUGCCCUUGUAGCCACUCACUGGGCAUGUGGCUCACAGGACGCCCCUCAGGUGCCUGAUGCUGUGUACACAGGAGACCGUGGCUGUGGAAGAAUGGCCUCAGUCUUUCAAAUGUGUGUGUGCAGGGCUGGGAUCGAACCCAGGACCUUACACAUGCUCAGCAGUUACAAUUUUGUGAUUGUGUGUGUGUGUGUUGGGCACUGGGGAUUGACCCCAGGGGUGCUCUACCACUUAGAUGUUCCCCCAGCCCUUUUUAUUUAUUCAUUUUGAGAGGUCUUGGUGAGUGGCUGAAGUUGACCUUAAAUUUGUGAUCCUCUUCGCUCAGCCUGCUGAGUGCUGGGAUUAUAGGUGUGUGUCACCACUCCUGGCUCAGUUACAGCUUUAUUUUUGGUACCAGGGAUUGAAUCCAGGGCAACUUAACCACAGAGCUGCAUCCCCAGCCCUUUUUUAUAUUUUAUUUAGAGACAGAGUCUCACUGAGUUUCUAAGUGCCUGGCUAAUCUGCUGAUCCUGGCUUUGAACUCGAGAUCCUCCUGCCUCAUCUUCCUGAAUUGCCAGGAUUACAGGUGUGUGUGCAUCACUGAGCCCGGCUCAGUUACAGCUUUUAAAGACCAAGAUGCAUAUAUCUUUGAAAAGUUUCUUUGGCUUUUUUUCUUAAAAAUACUGUGCAGGUUUAAAACAAAUGUUUGACAUGAUCAUUUAUUUUUGAGUUUUUUUUUCAUAAAAUAAAAAUACAGAAAAUGACACAAAAGAAA